AUGUUGCGACGACAGACGCGCGAGCGUCGCGAGUACAUCUACAAAAAGGCGCUCGAAUCCAAGGAAAAGCAGAUCUACGACCGCAAACAGGCCAUCCGCGAAGCGCUCGCCUCGGGCAAACCGCUGCCCGCCGAGCUUCGCGGCAAGGACGCCACCGACCUCGGACGCGACCUCAACCUCGAUGCAGCGCAGGAUGCGCCGGGCACGAGUAUCGAUGAUGAGUACUCGCGCGCGGGGACGUACGACCCACGUGUUUUGGUGACGACCUCGCGCGAUCCCAGCACGCGCCUCACGCAGUUCGCCAAGGAGGUCCGACUGCUGUUCCCCAACUCGACAAGGUUGAAUAGGGGCUCGUAUACGGUAGCUGAUCUUGCGGCUGCUGCUCGAGCGAAUGGGAUCACCGACAUGGUGGUGCUGCAUGAACAUAGGGGUGUACCCGAUGCAAUGGUCGUUUCGCACUUUCCACACGGCCCCACGCUGCUCUUCACAUUGCACAAUGUUGUGCUCCGACACGAGGUCUCGGCACACGCAAACUCGACCGUCUCCGAACAAUACCCGCACCUCAUCUUUGAAGGAUUCUCGUCCAAGUUGGGAGCGAGAGUCAUGUCGGCCCUCAAGUUCCUCUUCCCCGUUCCCAAGGAUGACUCGAAGAGGGUCAUGACGUUUGCGAACCAGAACGACUUUAUUGCGUUCAGACACCAUGUGUUCGUCAAGACGAGCCACAGGGAGGUGCAGCUGGCAGAGGUCGGGCCCAGGUUCGAUGCUCGGGUGUUCGAGAUCAAACAGGGCACGAUCGACCAGACCAACGCCGAUACAGAGUGGGUGCUUCGCCCGUAUAUGAACUCGGCAAAGAAGAGGACUCAGCUCUCAAUGUGGGUGCCGGACGCCGCCAACUCAGACGUGAAAAGUGGCGAACCCCACCAGUGCAGCGAUAAGGAGUGGGUGCCGAACCCCACCAAUGCAGACAUGGAAAGCAAAGUUGGUCAGUCUCGUCUCUGCAUCACGCUACCAUCCGUACCUAUCGAACGUUCUACGAUGCAGAUCCUCCAGCUUUUCCCUGUCGCCGUGCUCGGCGUUGUUUACGCCAAGGAGAAGCGGUCCGAUUGCCUGAAGAGGGAGGCUCAAGCGUCGCUGGACUCAGCGCCCGCCGAGGCGGACAUUGCCAUUUGCUACCACGGCGAGAACAGCGCCUACACUAACAAGGGCGACACGUCCAAGGACCCCGCCGUCUUUGGAGGCCUGCGCUGGGCAGACUGUCAUGGCAUCGGCCUCGACUGCUUCUGGAUGAAGGGCGAAAACAUCUUCCAGUUCUGGGGCGACGGUGGUCCGGACAAUCUCGCGUUCGUCAAGAGGAACGCCGAUUGCAAGUAUUUCCCCGAGGACAAGACCAUCUACUGCGACACUUCCUUGAUCGUCUGCCAACAAGAGGACGCAGCUAGGGCCCAUAUGAAGUGGGUGGCAAACGCCAACAGCAAAGGCGAACAACACAUUUGUCGCUCUUUGGAUCCGUCGAAGCUGGCCGUGUUGCCCAGUACCUCCGAAGGUCCCAGCGAGAGACCCCAUCCGCAAUGUCGCCCACGUUCCUAUGAAACAGUACUGUCGAGCAUUUCUACGAUGCAGAUCCUCAAGCUUUUCCCUGUUGUUGCCCUGCUGGGCGUGGCUUACGCUAAGGAGCACCGAGGCGCAUGUCUCGAGCGCGAAGCUGCGCAGUCGUUGGAGCAAGCGCCCCUCGUUGCGGACAUCGCUAUUUGCUACCACGGCCACAACAGCGCCUACACUAGCGAUGGCAACACGGACAAGGGCCAAGCUGUCUUUGGUGGCCUGCGCUGGGCGGAUUGCCAUGGGGUCGGUCUCGACUGCUUCUGGAUGAAGGGUGAAAACAUCUUCCAGUUCUGGGGUGACGGCGGUUCUGACAACCUCGCGUUCGUCAAGCGCAACGAUAACUGCGACUACCACCGCGACGACAAGCUCAUCUACUGCCACACUUGA
Moesziomyces antarcticus is the source of this 1989-nucleotide messenger RNA. Its product is annotated as RRNA primary transcript binding protein. Bases 1 to 1989 code for a protein of 662 amino acids. Gene Ontology annotation, biological process: rRNA processing. The transcript is spliced from 7 exons. Gene Ontology annotation, cellular component: small-subunit processome; nucleolus; Mpp10 complex. Lineage: Eukaryota; Fungi; Basidiomycota; Ustilaginomycetes; Ustilaginales; Ustilaginaceae. Gene Ontology annotation, molecular function: snoRNA binding; rRNA primary transcript binding. The record is from RefSeq and is a predicted model, not a curated record.